Messenger RNA from Recurvomyces mirabilis, 1416 nucleotides. RefSeq lists its product as uncharacterized. The transcript is spliced from 2 exons. NCBI's taxonomy places the organism in Eukaryota, Fungi, Ascomycota, Dothideomycetes, Mycosphaerellales, Teratosphaeriaceae. The record is from RefSeq and is a predicted model, not a curated record. The coding region runs from base 1 to 1416 and encodes 471 amino acids. Gene Ontology annotation, biological process: carbohydrate metabolic process. Gene Ontology annotation, molecular function: polygalacturonase activity.
AUGUUGUCCUACCCUUUGCUGUUGCUUCCAGUGCUUAGUGUACUUGCACACCCACCUCCACCUUCUUUUGAGCCUGGACCUCCUGGAUCUCCUAGUAGUUGGCCCCAAGGUCCGCCAUCUGCUUGGCCACACGGUCCUCCCUCUCAAGGACCUCCUCAUAAUGGUCCAUAUGGCCCUCCAGGUAAUGGGCUACAGCAAGGCGGCAAAGUCUGCGUUGUCGAGUCCGCCGGCAGCAACGACUCCGCUCCAGCUAUCAUCGAUGCUUUGGACAAGUGCGGCCGCAAUACGGGAUCUGACCAAGGUCUCGUCGUCUUCAAGAACGAGACUUACAAUGUCAAGUCGGUCAUGAACACCACCGGUCUCCGUAAUGUCAAGAUCGAGCAUUAUGGAACAUUGUUGUGGGAUACCAACAUUCCUUACUGGCUCAACCACUCCCUUCCCGUGGGAUACCAGAACCAGUCGUCUGCAUGGCUCUUCGGUGGCGAGAAUGUGCAUUGGAAUGGUUUUGGCUAUGGCACUCUGGACGGGAAUGGUCAAGUUUGGUACGACUUCAUCAACGGCACAAACAACUACCCUGGGCGGCCUCACCAAAUCACGAUCACUGGCACAGACGAUAGCGUCUUCGAGGGCAUCCGAUUUGUGCAGAGCCAGAUGUGGACCAUGACCAUUAUCCACUCCAACAAUGUCCUGAUGGAGAAUAUUUACGUCAACAGCACAGACCUUGAGCACCCAGUCGGCUUCGAGUUCUCCUCCUUAAACACAGAUGGCGCUGACACUAUCUACGCUGAUAACAUCACCUUUCGCGGCUGGACCGUCGACAAUGGCGACGACUCCAUCAGCACAAAAGCCAACAGCACGAAUAUCUUGAUCGAGAACUGCGACUUCUACACCGGUUUAGGGGUGGCCGUGGGUAGUAUUGGUCAAUACAAGGACCGCUUCGAGAUCGUUGAGAACGUCACAGUCCGCAACGUUUCCAUCAACCAUAUGCGAUAUGGCGUCUACUUCAAGACCUGGACAGGCGUCAGCAGUGGAUAUCCUCCCAAUGGUGGUGGAGCUGGUCUUGGCUAUGCUGCGAAUCUGACAUUCGAGGACUUUCACUUCAAUAAUGCCAGCGGUCUCUUCGCCGUCACACAGUGUACGAGCUACAACUCUGCCACUGGGAACUGCGAUACCUCGGAGUUCAACAUCAGGGACGUGACAAUCAAGAAUUGGUACGGCACGACCACGAGCGAUGUCGUGGCAAGCAUACAGUGUUCCGCCGCGAGUCCAUGUACGGGCAUGGUCAUCGAGAACGUGAGUGGGCUGCUUGAUACUGUCAAUGGUACUGUGCCUGCGCAGUAUCUUUGUGAUUCGGUUGUGUCGCCGACAAGCUUCAAUUGCACUGGUGCACCAUAUGGUGAGAACAACAGGAAGUAG